This is a messenger RNA of Morone saxatilis (striped sea-bass), 1874 nucleotides long. RefSeq names its product phosphatidylinositol-4-phosphate 5-kinase-like 1 (gene pip5kl1). Lineage: Eukaryota; Metazoa; Chordata; Actinopteri; Moronidae. Gene Ontology annotation, molecular function: phosphatidylinositol kinase activity. The record is from RefSeq and is a predicted model, not a curated record. Gene Ontology annotation, biological process: phosphatidylinositol metabolic process. The transcript has 9 exons.
GGUUGCCAUUACCCACAGCACAGCCUAUGAAGCCGUGAUCCCUUUGUGUCGGUGUCCAGACUCACCUGACAGUCAGCUGUCUUUUGUGUUAGUCACUGGCCUCUCUGUCCUCUACUAACUUUGAUUUCUCUUUUCUGGUGCUUUGAAAACCAUGUCUGUGUUCACAGCGUCAGGUGACGGCAGUCAUAUGUUGUGUAUUUGUGUAUUUUUCUGUAUUCAAGAUGGAGAUGUCAGCGACUGCAGGUAGUGUGGAGAUGUCUGGCCGCCGUCAGCGCACUGGCACAGUGAAGAGGAGGAGGUGGGGAGGUCUGAGGCAGCAGUGGAAGCUUUUGGGCUUGUUUGAGAUUGAUCAGCAGCAUGAGUUCUACAGCCUGACCUGCAUGAUGAAGGAGGGAUUGGCAGCAGCCACCCAAAGCACCGUUGACAAAACACCCACAAACGAACUUUCAGAUGAUGAUUUCAGAUUAGAGGUCACUCAGAUUCAUAAGGAUUUCACAAUGGAGACAUUUGCAGGCCCAGUGUUUGCCAGCCUGCGUGGCUCUUUAGGAAUGACGGAGCAGGAGUAUCAGCAGUCGCUAUGCUCUGAAAACUGCUACCUCCAGUUCAUCAGCAAUUCCAAGAGCAAGGCCGACUUCUUCCUAACAAAUGAUAAGCGCUUCUUUUUGAAGACCCAGAACAAAAGGGAAAUCAAAUUUCUUCUGGCCAACCUGAAGAUCUACAUUGAACAUCUGAGGAAAUAUCCCCAUUCACUGCUUGUCAAGUUUCUAGGUGUUCACAGGAUCAAAAUCCCACACAAACGAAAGAAAUACUUCAUUGUUAUGCAAAGUGUGUUUUAUCCAGAUGAUCGAAUCAACGCCAGGUACGACAUUAAGGGCUGCGAGGUGAGUCGCUGGACGGAGCCUGCGCCAGAGGGGAGCCAGAUUAUUGUGGUUCUCAAAGAUCUCAACUUUGAAGGCCAGUACAUCACUCUAGACCAGCAGCGUCCCUGGCUCCUGCGUCAGGUGGAGAUCGACACACACUUCCUGCGGAGGCUCAACGUCUUGGACUACAGUCUCCUCCUGGCCCGUCAGCCCUUACACCACGACGAACGCCACCAGAGUCUCUCCUUCGCAACUCUCAUCAUGAGAACCAAAAAGUCAGUGUCUUUAAGUUCUUUCCCUGACAUUUCAUGACUGGAUUUCAAGGCCCAAAACCGACGUUUGCUGCCCAAUUUAAAGAAUCCUCUACACAUCAUUGACGGACCAGAGCAGCGCUACUUCAUUGGCAUCAUUGACAUUUUCACAGUUUACGGUUUUAAGAAGCGGCUGGAGCAUUUGUGGAAGAGGCUGAGGCAUCCAGGGCGCUCCUUCUCAACUGUCAGUCCACAGACUUACUGCCUCAGGCUAUGUCAGUGGAUACAGGACCAUACCAAGUAGACCCUGGAUGAGUGGUGGAGACUUAACCACCAACUCUCACUGAGCACGUUUAUACUGUAUAUCUGUAUCAUGGCACCAAUCCUUUUAUCUUUCCACAUGCUCAAAACACAAGACUGACACCCAUAGCUCUAUGUUUGGGUCUUAUUUAUGAGCAUAAAUAACAGACAUUUUGAGCACAGAAAAAUAUUUUCUGCAGGCACGUAAACAAUAUUUUAUAGAGAAAUUAUCAAGCAAUACAAAGAGUGGUGAAAGACGGUCAAUAAUUUAUUUUGAGCAAACAGAAAAUUAUUCUGUACUCGCUCAAUUUGGUAUGGACUAAAUAUGCCUUUUUGUAUAACAGCUAAAUAAAAGACAGACUGCAAAUGUACGGUACCAUAUUGCAUAAAAGUUACUUAGUACAGCCUUAAAGGAGAUGCAAACAAACUAUAAUAACAAAUAUAUAAUGUUGUUUAAAGGUCC